Molecule: messenger RNA, 1051 nt
Organism: Brassica napus (rape)
Lineage: Eukaryota; Viridiplantae; Streptophyta; Magnoliopsida; Brassicales; Brassicaceae
Product: CCHC-type zinc finger nucleic acid binding protein-like
Exons: 4
Coding region: 163-891 (242 amino acids)
Molecular function (GO): zinc ion binding; nucleic acid binding
Source: RefSeq, a predicted model, not a curated record
AUUUACUAAGAUACCAACUGAUGACGUUAUAUUUGUGUGUGUUCGAGAGUGUCACACAGACACAGGUUUCGGUCGCCGCACGCCAGAUUUGUCUAACUGCUGACAGUUUACUUGUCGGAAAGUUGCUUCUCGUCGCCGUGAGUGAGGAGGAGUAGGAAUCCGAUGGCCAGGAAGAUUGCUUCUGAUCGUUUUUCUUACCGUGAUGAUCCUUACCGAAGAGACUCACAUCGGACUUUCAGCAGCCAAAGCAAUACGUGCAAGAAUUGUAAGCGACCUGGUCAUUUUGCUCGAGAGUGUCCCAAUGUCUCUAUCUGCCACAAUUGCGGCCUUCCUGGGCACAAUCUAUCUGAAUGCUCCGCGAAGUCUGUGUGUUGGAACUGCCGUGAACCAGGUCACAUGUCUAACAGCUGCACCAACGAAGGCAUUUGUCACAGCUGCGGUAUAGCCGGGCACCAAGCUAAAGACUGCACGGCUCGCCACCUCCCUCCUGGUGACCUUAGACUCUGCAACAACUGUUACAAGCAAGGUCACUUCUCAGCUGAUUGCACUAACGAGAAGGCCUGCAACAACUGCAGGAAGACGGGCCAUCUAGCUCGUGACUGCAGAGACGAUCCCGUUUGUAAUCACUGUAACCUGGCUGGACACCUUGCUAUCAAAUGCCCCAAAACCCAUGUGUUAGCAGCAGAAGAGCGAAGACCACGAGGGAUCAGAGCACAAUACAGGGAGGAGGAUGUGGUUUGCAGGAACUGCCGGCAAGUGGGUCAUAUGAGCAGAGACUGCACGGCUAGGCUGAUGAUAUGUCGAAACUGUGGUGGAAGGGGACACAUUGCGUAUGAAUGCCCUUCUGGGAGAUUAGUCAACCACCACCACUACCACCCCUUUAGGUACUAACUAAGUAGCUUUUAGUUUACAAACCGGUCUUGUCUUCUAAGGAGAACCAGAAUUGAUCUAUGGUUUUGUAAUGACUACUUUCUUUCUCGGUAUCUUUAGACCUGAACCAUCCGGUUAAUCUAGACCGGCCAUGAUCAAGAAUUUACUUUUUAAAUCAGAA